GUGGCCAGGCGCGGCCCCGCCCACCCCGCGGAGCGGAGCGGUGGCGGCGGCGGCGGCGGCGCCGGCAGCGUCGCAGCGCCUGGCGUCGGCUGGGCUGGGCGGUCGUGGCGUGGCGGCGAUGAAGGGCGCCGUGAUGCAGGAGAGCUUCGGCUGCGCCGUGGCCAACCGCUUCUGCCAGCUGCUGGACGACGACUCCGACCCCUUCGACAUCCUCCGCGAGGCCGAGCGCCGCCGGCAGCAGCGCAAGCAGCGCGGGGAGGCGGCGGCGGCGGCGGCCAAGAGGGGCGGCGGCGGCGUUGGCGUUGGCGGCCGUGGGGGCGCCGUCAGGAGGGAGUCCCAGAAGGAGCGCAAGCAGCAGGGCGGCCUCGGCAGCGCCGCGCCGCAGCCCGGCCAGAAGCGAGCCCCUAAACAAGGAGAAGAGCAAGGAUGGAAUGACAACAGAAGAGCAGAGAAACAAGACAAAACUGAAUCGAGACCUUCUUUCAGGGAAUACCGUUCCUAUGAAACAGAAAGGCAAACAGAAUUCACAUCUGAAAGAUCAGGUGAAAGAGUAGACUAUGAAAGACCAAGAGGUCGUGGAAGAGGAAGAGGUGGAAUGCGAGGCAGAGGAAGAGGUAGUGGAAUAAGCAGAAGUUUUGAUGGAUUUGACCAAAGAGGAAAGCGGGAAUUUGAAAGACAAAGUGGCAAUGAUAAAACAGGAGUGAGAGCAGUUGACAAAAAGGGUGGAAGCGGAGCUCGCAACUGGGGAACAGCUAGAGAUGAUAUGAGUGAGGUGGAACAGACUGCUCCUGUGGAAGAGACUGCAGAAACAGCUCAGCAGCAAGGGACUACUGAAGGAGAGCCUCUAAAAAAAGUUGCUGAAGGGGAGCCAAUUGAAGAAGUAGUUCAAGAAAUGACGUUAGAUGAGUGGAAAAAUCUUCAGCAACAGAAUCGACCAAAGCCUGAAUUCAACAUCCGGAAGCCAGAAUCCACUGUUCCUUCCAAAGCAGUGGUGAUUCACAAGUCAAAAUAUAGCGAUGAUCUGCAAAAGGAAGACUUUGAAGAUGAUUCUCAUGUCUUUCGAAGAGCGGUGAAUGACAUAACAUCUCAGCUGGAUAUUAACUUUGGGAGUCUUCCUCGCCCUGGCCGUGGAUCAAGAGGAGCACGAGGUGGUCGUGGUAGACGAGUUGAAGAGAUGGGACCUCGACCAGAAGUAAUGGUGCAAAUUGUUGCUCCAAAUCCUGAUGAUCCUGAGGAUUUUCCUGCUUUAGCGUGAAGGAGCUAUCAUGAAUGGUAUUAUCAGCAUAGCUUUGGUGUAGCCUGUGAAGAGGCCAGCUCUGCUCUGGUGUGGAAAAGAAGUCUGAGUCUACACGAAAAACUGUUCUGUUUUGGGUUCUUUUUUUUUGGUGUGGAAUGAUUGCACUCCUCUGUUAAUGGAAAUGGGUUCUGGAGAUAACAGUAGAUUGGGAUUCUGUCCUUGGGUCCAGUGUCUGCUUCCAUGUGUGAAAAUGAUGUGAAGGCUUGCAGUACCCUACUACAAGCCUACUACUACUCUACUCUACUUCAAAUGAAGUUCAAGGGUACAGUGCUUGAAAAUGUGUAUAUAGAGAUGAUAUCAAGUUCUCCAUGACAGCUUGAUCAAAUGUAAACUGUUGAACAUGGUUUGCAGUUGGGACUCUAUUUCACUGUAGACAUUUGAAAGCUGCUUGCUGUGUUUCUCUGGGUGAUGUGUAUUUUACACAGUUAGAAGUUGUAGUUACUGAGAGAUGGGCAAAUAAAGGAAAGCACACAUUGGUUUGGGUUUGAGCUAUUAUUUUCACAAGUCAGAGUAGGAGAUUGAAGCCCGUGCUGUUUGGCUGCCAUCUGGAAGAAAGAAAAAAAAAAAUACCUCUGAACAGAAGUGAUCUUCAGACAGUGCAGGUGCUCUUGGUAGCUGACUUUAACAAGUCUUGCUUCAGUAAGAAAUGACAAUUUGCAACUACUUUUAAGAGUCUGAAGGUUAAAUAAAAUAAUUUUGAGCUAAAGACAGAACCAAACUGUUAAGGAAUUUUUCAUUUUUAGCAGGAGAAACUGCAAGCUAAAAUCGUAGAAUCACAGAAGAGAUGGAAAAGUUGGAGAGACCUACAAAGAUGGAGUCCAACUCCUGGCUCCACACAGGACCACCCAAAAAUCAGACCCUAUCUCUGAGAGCAUUGUCCAAACACUGCUUGAACUCCGUCAGGCUCGGUGCUGUGAGCACUGCCCUGAGGAACCUGUCCCAGUGCCUGACCACCCUUGCACUGAAGAACCUUUUCCUAACACCCAACCUUGAAAGGACGCAAGACACGGACUCCUGAUGGCUCUUGAACAGGAGACCUUUACUGCCCUUUUUCACUACUACAUAUACUUUCCCGCUAGCCCCAUGCGCUGUCCAUGCACCUGAAUCUAUCAUACAAUUUGUUAGAGACAUUCAGGCAUGUGCCUGGAGCCAGCCAGCAAGUGGUCACUUCCCAAAGCUCAUCUUUAACACUUCAGCCAAUUUACUUUAUCUCAACCUUGCUCAAGUUUUUGUUUCUACCGCUUGUUUGCUCAUUACCUCUAAUUCAGGGAUGUGUGAAACAGCGCGGAGCCACCUGCAAAUUCCUUUCCCACACAGCCUGACCCUCCCUUGUUACAGCAGUAUUUCUUGCCUUAAUAAAAAAAAAUUGUGUGGCAGUGAGGAUGAGAUGAGAUGGUCCUUUCCUUGCAGUUUUAACAUAUUUCUCUAACUUGAGCCAAAUACCCUAGCUUGUUUCCUGUCAAAGGGAAUGCUUGGAGCUGUUCUCAGGAAUCUGAGAGAAACAAAUAGUGAAAGAAACUGAUGAUGGAAAGAAAUGAGAGGAUAACUAUGUUGUGUGUUUUGGAAGUAACUGCCACCCUCAAAAGAAUGUCCAAAUGCCUGUUGACUUGAACUCUCUCUCAGUUUACUGGAAAAGCAGGAUGGCUGUAGACCUUUCUUCCUGUUUUCUGCCUCACUUUGUUUUGUACCACUUCUAAACAAUCUCCUUUGAGAGCAGGUAUUAGAUGAGGCAUGAAUUAACAAUCUGUUCUGCCUUUGGAGUGAGCUCUUAGGGCACUCAGAAACUUAAAAUAUCUCAUCUCCAUGGUAAGGCUUCAUGCCCUUAGAUGUAAUCAUUCUAGAAAGACCGCUGAUGUUCUUCUGUGUGCUCCAAACAGAUCAUCUGCAAAGCAGUACCGCCCAAAAGGUUUUUAUAUUGUUAAAUUACAUUAUAUGACAAUUUGCUAUAAAAUGAGGUUUUAAAUUCCACAGUGAACUGUUUCUAAUGACACGGAGAUAAUCUGACAGCCUGCAGUAGCAAGACUGUGCAAAGGCAAACAAGCAUGUUGGUAUGAGGGGGAACCACGCUGAUGCUUUCUGAGUUAUAGAAUUGAAAGGAUGAAUGACAUAAACGACCUUGUAGAAAAAAGGUACAACUUGAAAAUGACUGCGAUUUACCACUUAACUGUGCCUGCUCUUCUAAUAGGUGGUUGAAUAUUUCUGACAAAAAUGGCAAUUUCACAAAUGUGAAACAGAAGUGAUUCUGCAUAUGAGGCUUUUGGAUUUUUUUUCACUUGUUCUUCCCCUCCUUAUCCCUUUUCCUUGUCCCUUUUACCAUGGGACAGGGAAAAAUGAAUCCUUUGUAUUUAUUUGCCUGCAGGGGUGAAUGUACAUAUAUGUGGAGAGCUUUUUCUUGUUGCUGCUCGUUUUACUGACACUUUAUUUUUGCUAAGGGAAGUAGUGAAAUACUUAAAGGUAACUCAUUUCAGCCAUGUUGAAUGUAGCGUCAUACACUUGAUUCAGUUUUGACUUUCCAGACAUUCUCUGGAAAGGGCAGAAGGAUCACUUUGUUCCUUCAGGUUGAUUCCUGCUGCUACAAAGUCACUGCUUAUUCCUGUUAACUGUUAUAUAUUCUAAAAUGGAACGACAAAUAGUUUCCUUCUCAAAGGACAGUUAACUGUUCAAGAAAUUGUUCAAGUGUAUCUAUGUAGGAAGUGUUUGGUCAGCAGGUUGUUUCAAAACUCCUGGUAAAAAAAAAAAAAAAAAAAAAAAAAAAAAAAAAAAAAAGUUGGUCUGGCUUUAAAACUUGCUAAUUGAUACAAAAAAAAAAAAAUAAAUACAUUCCCAUAAAGUUUCAGGUGUGAGGUUUAGUGUAGUUGUUUACUGCUCAUUAAGCCAAGAGUGUGUCAGAGUAACUAAGUGUGAUAAUUUUCUUUUUCAGACUUUCAAACUUGAACAUGUCCUGAGUUUCUUUAGUUUACAGUAUCUAAGUAUAGAGAAGUUACUAGUUGUAAGUGGUAACGGCGAUCUGAUUAUUUUUCCUAGCUGUGAAAAGAGAACAUAUUAAAUCUCAGUCACCUGUUAUACUUAAGGUAUGGAAACAGCUGUAUCUGUUAAGCACGUCUGCUGCUAACAAUUUCUCCUGGUUUAGGUUUACUCCUUCAUGUAAAGCAAGUGGCAGUCUGGGGUAAAUAAAGAAACCAACACUAGUAAAAUGUGGCAUGCAUCUAAGCAAGAGAUGAAAUUAUGUUGUAGAUCUUACAUUACUUACUCUUCAAUGCACUAUGACAGGCACUUCAGUGUUAGGAUUACUAUAGUGGUCUAGGGAAAACUACACGUGAGCUUUGUGUUUAGUUAAUGUACGUGUUUUGGGUUUACACGGCAAGGGAGCUGCAGGGGUGUCCUCCCUGAGCAGAGCCCAGCCGCUGCCCCAUGUCAUAGCAGAGCCAGCUGCAAAGGGUGCCUGGAGGGGGAGGCGUUUUUGGUUUGCUUUUAGUUUCUUACUGCUCUGCUCUGCUAGUGAUAGGUGAUAAAUUAUAUUAAUCUCCCUGUGCUGAGUCUGUUUUCUCUGUGAUGGUGAUUGACGAAUGAUCUCCCUGUCCUUAUCUCAACCCUGAGACCCCUUCUGUUUUAUCUGCUCCCCUUCUUCCUUUGAGGAGGGGGAAUGAGAGCAGCUAUGGGGCAGUUCAGCUGCCCAUUGAAGUGAAGCCACCACAGUCCUUCCUGGCACCAAACUGUGGACUUGAGGAGUUUAAGAUAAGGGCAAUAAUUGGGAGAGAGAGUGGGCAAAACAUGGAUUGAACAUUGUUAGAAUGUGAUAACCGUGGAGAGCGUGGUGGUGUAAUGUGGGAAAGGGAUGAAGGUGGAGCAUGUAUAAAUUGUCCACCUUUGUCAGUGUUGUGAUGAUGAUGUGUUGAUUUUUGGUGUGGGAAAUUUUCUGUUGAUGUAGAUGGAGUUUGUGAAGGUUGUGUGAUGAAUGCAAGGAAUGUCUAUUUUAAUUAUCUUCUUAAAUACGCUUUUCAAAGAGGUGAGGGGUGGAACUCCCCCAAGCAGUGAACUCUAAAGUUUGCAAAAAAGGAAUUAGUGUCAUUCCACAGAUCUCAUUUAUAGCUGAUAGUCUCGAUAUUAUGCAGCCCACCUGAUGCAUACGUGGUACCAUGGUAUACAAUUGGUAAGGGUAUAUUCCUGUGAGAGUGCCUUUAAAAGCAAGAGGAGGAUUAUCUGUGCUUAACAUAAGAGUAUAAAUAGACUCAGAAGUAAAAGACCCUGGUGGAAAGUUUAGUUGAUUAGGAAUAUAUGUACAUGACCCCAUGGGCAACGGUCUUUUGGCUGCUACUUGUUCACACGAAUCUAGCGCUAGGUGGCUGGCACAGCUUCUGGGCUCAAAGACCAAAACUCGCAGCCCUGGGACACCUUUGUCUCCCAGGUAUUACAUUGUGCUCAUGCCAUUCCAUAUUUUCCCCCUUCAGAGCUGCCACAGGCACAUGUGCACAUACACAUUGAUACACAAACUGUGUAUUUAUAUUCACACGUAAAUACAGUGUUGAAAAUAAUGUAAUACUGACUCGUUACCCCUGGACUAACAACUGAAUGUGAAACAUGGUUACCUGCAGAAGUACUCUCAGUCACUGAGUAACAGCUGUGGGAUGUGAGCACCUCUCUCAGUACGGCACGUUGGGGAAGUAUUGAGCAACUUGUGCUUUGCCGGGAUGGGACCUUCAGUCUAUCAAUUGUAAGAAAUAACAACUGCUACCCUUUGUCUCUGUUACUUUGACUUUAAUGUGAUGUACAUUACAUCUCCAGGUUUUACUUGCCUGCAAACAAAUGCCCUUUUGCGGAUGUGAUGCAAGAAAUGUUGCAGAUGGCUGAACCUUCAGAGUGGCUUUCAAUCCUGCCUCACAUGUAACAGCAGUGCUGUGUUUGAGACAAGCUAGCACUUAAUGGUUUGAGUACAGUUUUUGCUGUCCUGGGUAGCCAGUGUCAAUAAAAAUUUUCAGCAUUC
Messenger RNA from Anas platyrhynchos (mallard), 6278 nucleotides. RefSeq names its product hyaluronan binding protein 4 (gene HABP4). The record is from RefSeq and is a predicted model, not a curated record. Gene Ontology annotation, cellular component: cytoplasm; nucleus. Gene Ontology annotation, biological process: positive regulation of translational initiation; positive regulation of RNA splicing. Gene Ontology annotation, molecular function: RNA binding. Lineage: Eukaryota; Metazoa; Chordata; Aves; Anseriformes; Anatidae.